This is a messenger RNA of Daldinia childiae, 1398 nucleotides long. RefSeq names its product Demethylsterigmatocystin 6-O-methyltransferase. The transcript is spliced from 5 exons. Bases 1 to 1398 code for a protein of 465 amino acids. Lineage: Eukaryota; Fungi; Ascomycota; Sordariomycetes; Xylariales; Hypoxylaceae. Gene Ontology annotation, molecular function: O-methyltransferase activity. The record is from RefSeq and is a predicted model, not a curated record.
AUGUCUUACAACGAUGUAUCAUCACGGGCUACGGCUCUACGACAAGUAGUAAAGCUCAUCCAAGACGCAUCAGAAAUACUAAUCGCCGAAUGGGAGAAUCCAGCACCGGACGCUAUACCGGCCUCGGAAACUACCUUCGCAAUACCUGGGCGCGAGGCUUAUGACGCGCAACGAACCGUCAUUGCAGCACUGGGCUCGAUCGAAGAGCUCGUAGCCGAGCCUCAUCUGCGCUUAGUAGACUUUGCAGAGUUGUAUUUCGAGGUUCGCGCACUUCACAUAGCAGUUGAACACAAUGUCGCAAUCCUAUUAGAUAAGGGCGAUGCGGACGGAGUAUCUGUCGAGGACUUAGCUAAGUCAACUGGGCUCGAGAAGAACAAGCUCGGUCGUAUACUGCGAGCCCUGGCUACGCAGCAUAUUUUUCGCGAGGUUGCGCCGGGUAAGUUCGCAAAUAAUAGGAUCUCGCAAGCUUUAGCCAACGACGAAAAGCUGCUAGGGCAAGUCAAAUGCAGUUCCAUGGGAUACGCAGCUUCUUCCGCACUUCCAGAGGCACUUAAGGACCCUAUCCGAGGACCGAGUCAUGAGCCGGAACUCGCAGCCUGGCCAUUAGCCGUAGGCACAGAACUUCCAUUCUUCACGUGGAUGAACGAGAAAGUUCCUCGUUCGCGAGCGGCACUGGAUAAAGCAAGUCCUGGCGCUGCGAGAGGUCCGUAUCAAAAAGUAGAAGCAUUACCUGGUGAAGAGUUGGUCCCGAAGGAUGACGCGCAAACCUACAACUUGUACUUAGCUGGCAACAGUAAGAGCUUAGGUAGUGCAACCUUAUAUGACUUCCCCUGGAAGGAAUUGAGAAACGGUUUAGUUGUUGACGUUGGAGGCGGUGUCGCCCGCCUGUAUCCAGAAUUGCGUUUUGUCGUACAAGACCUUCCGACCGCGGUUGAGCAAGGUUCUUCAAUAUGGAAAAAGGAGUUCCCCGAAGCUCUAGAGUCGGGACGGGUACAGUUUGUGGCGCACGAUUUUUUCAAGCCGAAUCCCAUCAAGGAAGCCGACAUAUACUGGAUGCGCCAUGUUCUACAUGACUGGAAUGACGAGGCUUGCGUCGAGAUUCUUCUGAAUACAGCCAAGUCCAUGAGUCCAGACUCGCGGCUACUUGUUGCCGAUAUUACUUUGACUGAAACAAUAGGAGACCCGUAUAUCAAGCCAGCCCCUAAGCCCCUAUUAGCCAAUUACGGUAUCCAUGUUCAUCACGGGUUCGCCUUCGACAUAGCCAUGAUGUCUUUGAUGAACGGUAAAGAGAGAACGCCUUCGGAAUUCCGAGAGCUGUUCGAGAAGGCAGGACUGAAAAUGGUUAAAGUGUGGGAAUGCCGUAGCAACUUGGGAAUAAUGGAAUGCCGCUUAGCAUAA